AUGUCUUAUCUCCAAAAGUUAUUAACACGAAACUUUGUUGUAUAUUUCAGAAUGGUUACAAUUACACUUGAUGAAUAUUCUUGUCAACUAGAAGAAUUAGUUGAGGUUUUAAAUGGAUACACUAAUCAACAUUGGACAUUAAUUAAUAAUAAUCACUAUCCAAUAGGGAAAUUUGAAGAUGUAGUCAUUGGAAAAACUAAUAACAUGAAAAUGAAACGUAUAGUUGAGAUACACUAUGAUAUUAUUUAUUCAUUACCAAAAAUUUGGUUUAAUUUUUAUACAUUAGAUUGGAGACGUCUAACAACAGAUGAAAUUUUUAACAGUGGUUUUAUUAAUGAAGCAAUUUCAAUUCAACUUAAAUCAAUUCCAACAUUUAUAAUAACAUCUGCUGAAAAUCCAAUAACAAAUGAACCAUUUUAUCAUUUUCAUGCAUGUAAAACAGAAAAAAUAAUGAAAAAUAAAGAAACAUUCCUCCUACGUUGGUUAUCAUUUUUUGGUAUGUAUAUUGGUUUGAAUUAUGACAUACUUUUUUUAACAGAAUUAAUAAAUUCAUAUGCAAAAAAUAUAAUUUAA
Molecule: messenger RNA, 573 nt
Organism: Strongyloides ratti
Lineage: Eukaryota; Metazoa; Nematoda; Chromadorea; Rhabditida; Strongyloididae
Product: Autophagy-related protein 3 domain-containing protein
Exons: 3
Coding region: 1-573 (190 amino acids)
Biological process (GO): protein lipidation; protein modification by small protein conjugation; macroautophagy
Cellular component (GO): intracellular anatomical structure
Molecular function (GO): Atg12 transferase activity
Source: RefSeq, a predicted model, not a curated record